GUGGUUAUUUCUCAAUAUGUGUGCACACCCUGCUGAAGAGGAAGGUGGAAUAUGCUUUCAGUUUCAUAUUACAUCCGAGGGUAGGAACGAAAAGACAUGGCUGACAAAAUUCUGAAGGAGAAGAGAAAGCUAUUUAUCCAGUCAGUGGAAGCUGGCACAAUAAAUGGCUUGCUAGAUGAAUUAUUAGAGAAAAGAGUGCUGAACCAGGAAGAGAUGGAGAAAGUAAGAGCUGAAAAUGCUACGGUUAUGGAUAAGGCCCGAGCUUUGACUGAUUCUGUCAUUAAAAAAGGGCCCAUGGCGUGCCAAAUCUUUAUCACUCAUAUUUGCAAAGAUGACUGCUAUCUUGCAGGGACACUGGGGCUCUCCUCAGGUCCACAAACUGGAGAUUACUUUAGUAUGCAAGAUUCCCGAGAAACAUUUCUUUCCUUCUCAGCUCCUCAAGAGGUGAAAAGCCACCAAGUUGAGCUCACAUCCUCAGGCCCAGGAGGGAGCCUCAAGCUUUGCCCCUUAGAAACAGCGCAAAGGAUUUGGAAAGAAAAGUCAACAGAGAUUUAUCCAAUAAUGGCUAGGAUGACCCGCACUCGUCUUGCCCUCAUUAUCUGCAAUACAGAGUUUGACAGUCUUCCCAGGAGGGCUGGAGCUGAUGUUGAUAUCAGAGAUAUGAAAAUGCUGCUGGAAAAUCUAGGAUACAGAGUGGAUGUGAAAGAAAAUAUCACUGCUUCAGACAUGGCUACAGAACUGAAGGCAUUUGCUGCCCGCCCAGAGCACCAGACCUCUGACAGUACUUUUCUGGUGUUCAUGUCUCAUGGUAUCCGGGAUGGGAUUUGUGGCACGAAAUAUUCUGAGAAAGUCUCAGAUGUGUUAGAAGUCAACACCAUCUUUCAAAUGCUGAACACCUGGAACUGUCCAAGUUUGAAGGACAAACCCAAGGUGAUCAUCAUCCAGGCCUGCCGUGGUGAGAAUCAAGGGGUGGUGUGGUUAAAAGAUUCAGCAGGAGACACUGAAGGCAAAUUCUUACUGGAUUCAGAAGACCUUGAAGACGAUGGAAUUAAGAAAGCCCAUGUAGAGAAGGAUUUUAUUGCUUUCUGCUCUUCAACACCAGAUAAUGUUUCUUGGAGGCAUCCCACACUGGGCUCUCUUUUUAUUAUGAAACUCAUAAAAAAUAUUCAAGAAUAUGCCUGGUCCUGUGAUCUGGAGGAAAUUUUUCGAAAGGUUCGAUUUUCAUUUGAGCUACCAGAUGGUAGGGCACAGAUGCCCACCACUGAAAGGGUGACUUUGACAAGAUGUUUCUACCUCUUCCCAGGACAUUAAAAUAAGAAGCCAGUUUUGUCUUUCUGUACCUGUUUUUGGAGUCAUGUCUAUUAAAAAUAAACAUUUCUUUAAACAAGCUAAUAAACCUGAGAGAAAAAAAAAAGUUUGUCCUGCUUUUGUUUUGAUUUUUCUAUGCUGGAAAGACAGGAGGUGGAACUUAGAGCAGGUAUCAGAUUUCUUUUCUUGAUUUGACCUACAACAGCUGCACUGGCUAAUAGCACCAUUCUUUCUUAUAAUAUAUAUUUGCUUGGCUUUCUGCAUUAGUGAUGAAGAUACAAAGUAGGUAAAGUAACAAUGGGUACCUAACUUCAAAAAAUCUAGAGUUGAUCAGGAGAGGCACACAGAAGACAGAGAGUUAUGACAGCAGCAGUAAAGCAACUUAUCCCAAAAUCUGAUGUAUACACUGUUGACAGAGUUAUUAUCAAAACUACUUAUUUCUAUUCUUUGUUAAGAAAUUUGAGACACAAAGUACAUUUUUAUUUAACCUUAGGUCCCUAGUAAGCUACAGUCUCCUUGAGAAGACAAAACAGUCAACAGACAUGAAACAAGCAGGAGACAUAUAUGACACUAUGAACAAACAUUAGGGUAUGAUUUCUCUUUAUGGUCCUGUGAAAAUGAACUUCAAGUGAAUCAUUCACUCAGUAAUGUUCAGUUUGGGAAGGGCUGGAAAAACAUAACUUCUAUGUGGAAGAAGGAGCCCUUUCUAUUAUAAACUCCUUAGAGUAAAGGUAAAUUUUGACCUUUUGAAAAACCUUCAAAGUUGAAUACCUCCCAGCCCUUUCCCUUGUUGUCAUUAAUUGUUCCUUCAGACAGACCUGUCUAGUACAUUCAGGUGUUCCUUCUCCAGCCUGAGACCUCUUCUGCCUUUGGACAGAAGAUUUCAAAAAGCAGAGAACAGCUACCCUCAAUAAAAAUUAAAUGUCAGGGCAGUGUUAGGCAGUUCAAGAAAAGCAUAUUGGGGAGAGAAGAAAAGGGUUACUUCAGAACAAUUUCCAGUAAAGAUUGAAAAAACAGGGAGACAGAGAGAGGAAGAUACUGUCAUGAGUAACACAGUCUAAAGAGGAAACAGAAGCAACAUGGUUAAUGAUAUCUGGAAAUGAAAGGACAUUAGUUAGGUGUAAAUCCUUUAAGAUGUGUGCUUUUAGUGAGCAGAGGUAGAAAUACUGAGAGCAGAGAAGGAAGGACUGAGUGCAGGUAUGGGGGCUGUGCACAGAGAAAAGAAAAACAAAGAAAACACAACGCAGCUGUCAACUUAUAGGAUGAUGUUUUGUCAUGUCCACUUUAUUUUUCUCCUUUCCAAAGAAAAGAACUAGAGUUCAGGACUAAGAUUGUAGUUCAAAACUAUGAGGCUAUUUUGGAAACUACAGGGGACUUCCCGACAAGGAAACAAGAAUUCCGAGCAGCAGUUUCGAAAUCAAUAAAUAGAUGUCCCGCCCUCUAAACUAAAGAAACACUGGGUGACUUUCUUUCGUUUUCUAGUCUGGCGCUCUCUCCACUGGAGAAGGAAGGGACCAAGGCUGUCCUCCAUGGCUG
Marmota monax (woodchuck) is the source of this 2844-nucleotide messenger RNA. RefSeq names its product caspase-1. The transcript has 10 exons. Bases 97 to 1311 code for a protein of 404 amino acids. Lineage: Eukaryota; Metazoa; Chordata; Mammalia; Rodentia; Sciuridae. Gene Ontology annotation, biological process: regulation of apoptotic process; proteolysis. Gene Ontology annotation, cellular component: protein-containing complex. The record is from RefSeq and is a predicted model, not a curated record. Gene Ontology annotation, molecular function: cysteine-type endopeptidase activity; caspase binding.